AUACGUGAGCAACUAUGACUAUCUGAUGCAAGUCAACACUCUGGCUGGACGUUCCUUCAAUGAUCUGAGUCAGUACCCGGUUAUGCCAUGGAUUCUGUCGGAUUACACCUCGGAUACUUUGGAUCUGAACGACCCCAAAGUAUACCGUGAUCUUUCGCUACCGAUGGGUGCUCUCACAACACAACGGCUCAACCGCUUUGUCGACAAGUUCAAGACUAUGGAGGAAUUGGGAGCUGAGGGUGGUUUGGGGGCUGAGUUGGGAAUGUCGCCCUAUUUUUACGGGUCUCAUUACUCGAACUUAGGAGCGGUGCUGCACUUUUUGGUCCGACUACGACCCUACACGGAGCGCUUCGUCGCCUUUCAGGGCGGGCGAUUUGACUUGCCUGACCGGACAUUCCACUCGCUGGAGCAUUCGUGGCAGUUGGCGUCUGAACUCUCCGGCACAGACGUGAAGGAACUGAUUCCCGAGUUCUUCUACCUACCUGAUUUCCUGAGCAACAUGAACAACUAUGAUCUGGGUGUCAAGCAGGAUGGUGUCAGAGUGGGCGAUGUGGUGCUACCCCCCUGGGCAAAAGGCAACCCGCGGUACUUCAUACUGAAACAUCGAGAAGCUCUGGAGUCUCCCUAUGUGACUGAGCGCCUGCCUGUGUGGAUUGAUCUGAUCUUUGGGUUCAAACAGAUGGGUAAACCUGCUGUGCAGGCGUACAAUGUGUUCCAUCCCAUGACGUACAAUGGCGCGGUGGAUGUGAAUGCGAUACAAGACCCGGUCCAGCGCAGUGCGGUCCUAACCCAGAUCCGCAGUUACGGCCAGACGCCACAGCAACUCUUCAACCGGCCACACCCGCAACGUGAAAGCCUACGUAUACUAGUACGUAACAAUGCGCUGAUCAACAAUCUCUGUAUAAGAGUGCAAUUAGCUUUACCUGCCAUCCCAUGCUCGCCUAACGAACUCGUGCCAGUGAGUGCGUGGUAUCUCAAUCCAGAUACGGCCCGGCCAGCGUCUAAAAAGGCGGACGGACGCCCCGAGGCAAAGGGAGCUGAAGCGAGAGAUGCACAGUCAACCCCUAACUCUAAACCUGACCCUAAACCCCGAGAUACUCCAAUGAAACCGGUUAGCAGUACAAGUGUGGAUCCGCAUAUAGAGCAUCGCGAUGAUGGGAAACAGAACGGGGAGGGUGUGGGGGAUGUAGGUAAAGAUGGAGACAGUGUGAAUGCGGCACAAGCGGAGGACAAUAAACGCAGGGAUCAAAAAGGGCACACCACACAUCAUACGACCGGGCGCACAGGCCAGAGGACUUCGUUCUCUGCAGCGCAGGCUGAGACGGAGGGCACGCACUCAGAGAAACAUGCGCGUGCAGGUACGGGAAGAGACACAGACAGAACAGCCGGCGAUGUGAAUACAGACUUGCGUACACCGUCGAGCUUGGAUGGAAGGGGGGGGGUGCGACAAGGCAGAAAGCGACGAUACUCGCUGAAGCGAAGGAAAUACACAUCUUGUGCGGAGAGGCUUUACUUCACGAGUGAGGUAGUGGUGGUGGCUGUGACAUGCAAGAGCACGGCGCUGUUACCACCCGAGUAUACCCAUGCCGUAACCUGGGAUCACACCAACGGUCCCAAUCUCGUGGCCUACUCUCCAGAUAGACGUGCAUGCGUAUCGGAAUUGCUGUCCGAUGAGAAUCGCAUUAGCUGUGCCACCGCGUCGAAUGUUGACAGCCAAAGCCUCUUCACAGGAUCAGUUCAGGGGCAGGUAUCCAUCUGGCGUAUCCGGCGCAUGAGAGAGAAGCUCAAGAGUGAGUUCCGAGAAUGGUUGUACUUUGAUCUGAUAUCGGCACACAGUGGCCACAGAGGCGAAGUGACCUGCAUGAGCGCUUGCGAUACAUUCAGGUUCUUUGCGACCGGAGGCGAUGACGGGCGUGUAUGCAUAUGGGACAUAGACCGAGGAGUGCUAUCGCUUGUGUUGCACGCACACGCCACCCCCAUUGGACAGUGCGUCACCCACCUUACCACACACUUGACCAGUGGGGCUAUAGUGGUGGUGUGUCGGGAUAACGACUACACUGCCGAGGUGGGCACUCAGGAAGCAGAUGGAAACGACUUCGAAAGAACCGUGCGGGGAGUGUACAGCACUCUGUGUCUGUACACAGUUAAUGGUGAACUGGUCAGUAAACGCCGCUACACGCGCAAUGAAUUCCCGAAUUUCGGCGAAAGUUCGUCCUCGUCUCAUUCAAACAAUCUGCAGUGGGAGAGAGAGCGGAUCACAGCGCGGAAAGAGUGGCGAGCGAAUCCCCACAGCACAGCACGCGCACGCGCUGAACCACUGGAGAUAGUGAGUCUGUGCAUGACACAAGCACGCAUCAGCGCGGGUACAGACGUUGUGUUAGUUGGCGACAACCGUGGGGUGGUGUGUGCGUACUCACUGGUGGACUUGACGCCUGUAUACCGGUUCAAAGCAAGCCACGAAGGGCACCCCAUCACCAAUAUCGAAACUUCCCCUUCGGGCGUUUCCUUGGUAACCGCAGACCAAUCGGGCUGUGUAGUGUGGUGGAAGAACCACGCUGCUCCUCAGGAUGUACAGAAACCGAAGUUAGUAACCAUGCCAGGUUUGCUGUAGAAAUGCGCUUUGAAGCGAAUUUAAAUAUCGAUUAUUAAUCGAAAUCUAGUAGUAGAAGUUACACAGCAUAUAGGUAGAUAGGGUAAAUAGUGACAGUGUGAUAAAGAUAUAAAUGUGCUUAAUAAGGCACAUAAUCAAGCAUAGAUAAUCAAAUAAAGAAAAUUGCAAUACGG
Messenger RNA from Sphaeroforma arctica JP610, 2784 nucleotides. RefSeq lists its product as hypothetical. The record is from RefSeq and is a predicted model, not a curated record. Gene Ontology annotation, molecular function: protein binding. The transcript is spliced from 13 exons. The annotation marks the transcript as partial. Lineage: Eukaryota; Ichthyosporea; Ichthyophonida.